AUGUCUUCAGAUACGUCUAUAGUCAUUGGCUGCUUGUUGGAAACUUCGAUUAACGAUCUUGCUAAAGACAAGCCAACGUUUUUCAAGGCCAGGCUUCACUUUAAACUUUCAUCGAUCAUUAAAAGCUACUCGAAAUUCCUCAAAAUCAAUCAGAAGUUUUUAACUUUUUAUCACAAUGGCAAAGAACUCAAUAAAAACAAAACAAUGUCUUUUUACAACUUUCAAAACAAUACUACUCUUCAUGUGAAGCUAUUGGAUUCAUUGACUAGCAUCAAGUUUAUUAUUAAUACCAAUGAGAUUGAUACCAUAAAUAGUACUCAAUUGAUACGGGAAUUUUCUUUUUACAAUAAUUCAUUGACUAAAUUUAGUGAUAUAAUUCACGAUUUUAUGAGUGAUAUAUCUUUUCAAAAAGUUUAUCAGCUAAACUCUUCUGCUUAUCAAUUUUCUCACAAAUCCAAAGAUAUUUUUCAAGUUAUUGAACGUAAUCAAUAUGACAGUUCUCUAAGGGCUUUUGGUUUAAAUGAGAAUCCAACAAUAUAUAUUAAAACAGAAAAGAAUUUGAUCUUACAAUUAUUAGCUUCAUUAAAUAAAAUACCCUUGUCUAAACUUUAUAAAACAUUAGAUAUUCCAUUUGAUCCACAUAAUCUAAGCCAGAAAAAAAACACUAAUAAUAACAGUAAUGAUAAUAACAAUAAAAAUCACAAUAAGGAAAAUACUGAGCUUAUAAAUCAAAAAAAUAAAGAAAUUGAAAAAUUAUCUAAAGAAAGGGAUAAAUUAAAUUUAAAAGUUGACGAUUUAAAUUUAAAAUUAUCACUCGACGAAAAAACUGUUUCUCAAAAUAUUGAAAUUGCUGAAAAUUUUGAAAAUUUUAAAUCUCUUUUGGAUUCUCAAAUUGAUGAACAUAAUUUAAAUAUUGAUGAGAAAUAUGUUUCUGCUUUAAACUAUUUUAAUCCAGGUGAUAGCGCAAAGCUGGAUUUGUUAACUUUAAGAAAAUUAAAGUCGAUAUUAUUUUAUUACCAAAAUAUUUUAAAAACUAAGUCAACUGAAAUAGAAAGGCUUUCAACAGAUGUUGAAUUUUACAACAAAAAGCUUGAAUUUAAAGAAAAAAAAGUAACCAGUUUGAAUGAAAGUUUGAAAAAAUUAGAAAAAAUUAAACAAGAGUCAAUAAAAAAUGAUUUGUCAGUGAAAGACUAUCAGAAAUUUUUAAUCUUAUUGACUGAAAUGAUUGAUAAAACUUUGAAAUCAAUUAAAUCAAGCCCAAAACUUUUAUUAAUUUUUAAUGAAUAUGAUUUUAAUUCAAUUUUAAGUGAAAACACCUCCAAACUAUCAUUGCAAACACGUAAAAAUACUCAAAAAAUUAAAUCAAACGAUGAACAAUUAGAAGUUUGUUUUACAAAUUUAUUUAUAAUUUUAGAUUUUUAUGAUAAAAUUGUAUCUGACUCCACAAAUAAGUUGAUAAUUUCUAAUGAAGCAAAUAUUCAACUUGAAAAUCGAUUAAAGACAUCUAUAUCAGAAAAUAAUAAAUUGCAAACUGAGAUUCAAACACUUACAAAUUUUAAAAAACACAGUACAGAACAACAAGAAAAACAAAAAAAUGAAUUGGAAGAAUUAAAAUCAAAAUUAAAAAAUUUAAGUGCUAAAAAUAUUGAACUUGGUAAAGAAAACAAUAAUCGAAAAACCGAACUUUUAAAUUUACAAAAUGUCAGUUCAAUUAAAGAUAGCUUAUUGAAUAAUGUUUUGACAAAAUUUGAUACUAAAAUUCCUGAUGAUAAAUCUUUAAUGGAUAAAAGUUUAUUUCAAAAAAUAGAAAAAGAGAUUUUUGAGAAAAUUAAUUUGCAAUUCGAGAAAGUUGUUGACAGAUACAGUUCCAAACUCUCUUUGUUAGAAAAAGAAAAUACAAGCUCAAAGGAUAAGUAUGAUAAACUUAGUAAAGAGUAUGAUUCUAAUCUUGAAUUAUAUGAACAGAUAAUGAAACAGAACGAGUCUUUAAAUGAAAAGAUUAAUAUUUUAGAAAAAGAAAAAAUUGAAAGAGAACGUUUAUCUUCAUCAAAUAUAGUUGAAGAUAAUAAACAAGAUAUGGAGAGACUAAAAGAGUUGUCUGAAUGGUUUCAUAAAGGUGGAAUUUUGUUUGAUGAAUUAAAUCAUAAUGAUACUUCCACACAGCAAUUAUCAAUACCUAUAAAGAACUCUACAAGUGAACCAUUAGAAGAACCAAAAUCCAAAAGACAGAAAAUUGGUAAUGGCUUGAAUAAUAGUGGUAAUUUGUUGGAUACUAAUAGUACCAUGAUUGAAGGCAAUCCAACAAAUCCUUAUCUUAAUAUAACAGUUAAAUUUGUUUCAAGAAAUGAUCAAGCAGAAAUUCCAACGUCCACAUUUAAGAUUAGAUAUAAAACCAAAUUAGUUAAAUUAAUGAAAGCUUUUAAGACACGUAUAGAAAAAUCUGUAGAUUAUAAAGCAGCUAAUAUAAGCGUGAAGAAUUUGAAGUUUGAAAUUAAUAAUGUUAGAAACUUAGAUUAUAAUUUAUCAAUUGAUUCUUUUGGAUUAAAGGACGGGUGUGAAAUAUUAUCAAUGGAUUCAUAA
This is a messenger RNA of Ascoidea rubescens DSM 1968, 2580 nucleotides long. RefSeq lists its product as uncharacterized. Bases 1 to 2580 code for a protein of 859 amino acids. The record is from RefSeq and is a predicted model, not a curated record. Lineage: Eukaryota; Fungi; Ascomycota; Saccharomycetes; Ascoideales; Ascoideaceae. The transcript has a single exon.